Lethenteron reissneri (Far Eastern brook lamprey) is the source of this 3290-nucleotide messenger RNA. RefSeq names its product zinc finger protein 835-like. The record is from RefSeq and is a predicted model, not a curated record. NCBI's taxonomy places the organism in Eukaryota, Metazoa, Chordata, Hyperoartia, Petromyzontiformes, Petromyzontidae.
CCCUCACGACCGCCCGAAUUGUCGCGAGUAGGCGGCCGUGGCGCUCCAGGCGGGGUGCCGCCGCUGCCUGUCCCCCGCAUGUGAGGGGGGGUUGGCUGGCUGGCUACGCGGUGCCUCUAAGCCGCCUUUGUCGAGGCUCCGCGCGGGGUGGGGAGGAGAGGAGAGGCAAAGCGCGCGUCUGCCGGGAGCAGGACUCAUGGAGCAAGAGAUGGCGAUGGCGCCCCCCGCCCUCCCCCCCGCUGCCCCCACCCUCCCGCUAGCGGGGCCCCUCCCCCUACUCCCCCCGCUGUCCUCCCUCCCCCCGGCCGCUUGCGCCCCCGACGGUGAACCCUUGCCGCACCUUCUUCCUCCUCUUCCUCCGCCGCCGCCUCCGCACAAGAUGCACCGUUGCGACCACUGCGCCUACAGCACCCGGCGCAAGGGCCACCUGGACAUCCACAUGCGCACGCACACGGGCGAGCGGCCGCACCCGUGCGGCGAGUGCGGCAAAGCCUUCACGCAACUCGGCGACCUGCAGAAGCACCGGCGGACGCACACCGGCGAGCGCCCGUACGCGUGCACCGUGUGCGACAAGCGCUUCUCGCAGAUGGAGCACCUGCUGACGCACCACCGCACGCACACGGACGAGAAGCCGUACAAGUGCCCGCAGUGCGAGAAGGCGUUCACCAUCUACGGCAACCUACAGCGGCACAUCAAGGCGCACUCGGGCGAGAAGCCGCACCGCUGCCCGACGUGCGGCAAGGCUUUCACCGUUCUCGGCAGCCUCCAGCGGCACCAGACGACGCACACGGGAGAACGGCCGCACAAGUGCGCCGCCUGCGGAAAGGCGUUCGCUCAGUCGGGCGACCUGCAGCGCCACGUGCGCACGCACACGGGAGAGAAGCUGUACGUGUGCGCGGCGUGCGGCCGGGACUUCACGCAGCUGGGCACGCUGCAGAGCCACCAGCGGACGCACACGGGCGAGAAGCCCUACAAGUGCCUCGUGUGCGGCAAGGCGUUCACCAACUCGUCCAACCUGCGCCAGCACGAGAGGACGCACGUCAAGCAGCAGCAGCAGCUGCUGGAGCAGCAGCAGCAGCAGCAGCUGCAGGAGCAGCAGCGGCGGCAGCAGCUGCAGCUGCAGGAGCAGCAGCGGCGGCAGCAGCAGCAGCAGAGGAAGCGGCGACGGUCGCAGCAGAAGGCGAAGGACGCGGAGGCGCCUCGGGCGCGGACGCCCGCCGGCACCGAGCUCAAGUCCGAAGCUGCCUCCGACAAUGACGACGACGACGAGGGAGGGGCCGGCGAGGAGAGGAGCGACGAGGAUGGCAGCGGCGACGAGGAGGAGAGGAGCGGCGACGAGGAGAGGAGCGACGGGGAGUUGAGCGACGGGGAGUUGAGCGACGGGGGGAGCGACGACGGAGCGUACGCGGGACGCCGACGGCGGAGCAUCGAGCUCGACGACGACGACGAUGACGACGAUGACGACGACGACGACGAUGGCGGCGACAGUGUCGCCGCCAUCGUCGUGCCCAAGGUGGAGCCCGCAGAGGAGACGGCCGCGGAGCCGGGCGCCAAGCCCAACAUCAAACUCAACAUCAAACUACGCAUCAAGCCGCGGGCGGCCGCCGCCGCCGCCGUCAUCGCCGCCGCCGUCGCUGAACCCGCGGCGGCCGCGGGAGUGGGCGGCAGGCGCGGGGCCAAGCGCAAGGCCAAGCUCAAGGCCGAGCUCGGCGCGGGGCAGCGCGGCCCCGAACUCGAACCGGACGGUACGCGGGAAGGCCCCGGCGUCGACCCGAGGGUCGUGCGAUCAGUUCCCGUGGGACCCCGCUGGACUGAUCCCUCCGACUCGCAGUCGCCGUCUGCCCAUCGCCGAUGCUCGCCGGCGCGGCAGUUGGCACUACGAGCCCUAGUUGGAUUCCCGCUCGGGAAGGCGGCACAGCAGCAGAGUGCGUGGACUAAUCCCCAUCCGUGCCACGCUCCCCCCUACCCGUCGGCGGUCGUCAUGGAGCAGCCGCCGCCAGCGCCGCCGCCGCCGCGGGUUAAAUCUCACAGCUGCCCUCAGUGCCCCUACAGCACGGACCACCGCAGCCACCUGGACAUCCACGCGCGCUCGCACUCGGGCGAGCGACCGUACGCGUGCGGCGACUGCGGCCGCGCCUUCACCGUCUCGUCGAGCCUCAAGGCCCACCGGCGCACGCACACCGGCGAGCGGCCUCACGCCUGCCCCGACUGCGGCCGCGCCUUCACGCAGCUGGGAGCCCUGCGGCGGCACGUGCGCACCCACACGGGCGAGCGCGCGUACGUGUGCACCGUGUGCGAGAGGGCCUUCGCCCAGCAGGAGCACCUGCUCAACCACCAGCGGACGCACACGGAGGAGCGGCCUCACUCGUGCGCCCUGUGCGGCCGGGCGUUCGCCGAGCACGGCAACCUGCGGCGUCACGUGCGGGCGCACGCCGGAGAGAGGCCGCACGAGUGCCCUGCCUGCGGGAAGACGUUCACGGUGCUUGGCAGCCUCCAGCGGCACCAGCUGACCAGGCACUCGGUGACGGGCGACAAGCCGGUGACGGCGGUGACGGGCGACAAGCCGGCGGCGGUGACGGUGGCGGCGGUGACGGCGGCGCCACCGUGCGGGGACGGCGCCCGGGAGGAGGCCGCGGGGGGCCCUCCUCCGCGGGCGUCAAGGGUGGCCCCCCACGACGGGCCGUGGGGGUGCGGCAAGGAGCUCGCACCGCGGAGAGUGGUGGGCCUGCGGGGGGGGCCUCCGGCAAGCGGCCCGGACGGUGACUGAGCUGGCGUGCCGGCCCCUCCGGCGUUGCGUUUCAUUUCCUGUAUGAGGUGUAGCCCUGUGGGCCACGCGGCUCUUGACUCGGGUGCAACCGCAAGAAACAAAAACACGAAGAAGAAUGAUCUUCAAGUGACUACGCGCAACAGGGAAAUCCAGGAAAAAACUGCAAAGUCUUCCAGAAAAAGCGCCGCGCACCAACGCCGUGUGCAAAAAUCCCAGUGGGAUGCAAGUCAAACAAUGACAACCACAAGACAAUUAAGAUUAAAGUUAUCGGGCGAACUCUGGACUAAAACAAACAAACAUGGCUGAACCAAAACGUUUUCAAAGUCACCAAAAUAAAGCUAUAAAAACAAUGUAACGGUGAUCAUAGGAACUGUGAUUGAAAUUUAACAAUAAACGAUAUAACAUGUACGACCAAACUUUGCAGCCAUGGCUGGCUGCAUGAGUCACUCCAUAACAGCUGGAGUAUCAGUAGCAGUAUCAACAUUUUUCAACACACCUUUAAAGAUCAGCACACUAUAAUCAA